UGAGCUUACUACGGUCUUACUGUCAAUCAGCUGGGUUUGUUGACAAACAAAAAACCAAAGUUAAAUUAAACGAAAAUGUCGAGUUCAAAAAACACAAGCGUGAUUUUGGUUGUCGGCAUGGUGGCAUGUAUUGUAGCAUUGGAGGAGGAGGACAAAGGACAGCGGCGGAAAUAUUGGGUGAGCCCAUAUCUGCAGGAAAGGGCCCUUAAAGGCCGAUAUGCUUCCGACACUCCCUCAAUGUUUUUCGAAAACUUUCCUAUGCCUCAGAAGAGUUUUAACACUCUUUUUGGAAUGGUGGAGCAGUACCUUAUACCGAAACGGAACACUCGCCCAGAUGCUAUACCAAUAAAAGCCAAGUUGGCCAUCGUUUUAGAAUUUCUUGCCUCUGGAGACCUGCAACGCCAUAUUGGAUCAACUUAUCGGAUCAGUAAGCAACAUUUUGGAGUGAUUCUCCUCCAGGUGUCUAUUGCCAUUUCGACUGCUUUGCGGGAUGAAUUCCCCAAGUGGACGACGGGGAAUAUGCUGAUGUGAGACUCGUCUAUGGAGUAGUCCAUUGCUUGGGCUCCGUCGCUCUCAGAAAACAAAGAU
Messenger RNA from Drosophila rhopaloa, 588 nucleotides. RefSeq lists its product as uncharacterized. The transcript is spliced from 3 exons. Bases 76 to 531 code for a protein of 151 amino acids. The record is from RefSeq and is a predicted model, not a curated record. Lineage: Eukaryota; Metazoa; Arthropoda; Insecta; Diptera; Drosophilidae.